AUGAAACCGGUUCCCUUAUUUCUUCGCACCGAAUACCAGACUCGGUCUUUCAGCUUUCUCUAUCUUUCUUUUCUCACUUUUCUGAUAUAUCGUCUUUUCUCGGCCAUUAUUUUCUUUUCUUUUUCAUCCCUCUGUUUGUUUGAUCUUUAUUUUUUCCUUUCUUUUUUUUUUCUUUCUUUUAUUUACCUUUUUUCAUUAAUUAUCUAUUUAUUCUUUUUUCUUCUACUUUCCCUUCGUUUUUACUUUCCUUUUAUUUUCUUUCCAAUUACUUACCUUUCUUUUCUUUUCUUUCUUACAUUCUUUCUUUCUUUCUUUUUUCUUUCUUUUUUUUCCUUUCUUUUCCUUUUUAGCUUACUUUUUUAUUUUAUUUCCAUUUGCCUACAUUUCUUUUCUUUUCUUUUUUCAUCCUUUCUUUAUCUGUUUCAUAUAUAUUCCUUUUUUCGUUACUUAUCAAUCUUUUAUUUUUUGGCUAAUUUUCAUUUCAUCUUCCUUUCCUUUAUUUUAUUUCCAAUUCCUUCAUAUUCUUUCUUUCUUUUUUGUUUCUUUCCCUCAUUUAUAUUCCUUUUGCAUUCAUUUUUUAAUUUUUUUACGCUUACUUUCCUUUCCUUUUUUUAUUUUAUAUUUUUUCCAAUUAUUUACGUUACUUCUAACAGCUCUUCAAGCCAAUCACGACUCUUUACUCUCUCCAUUUCUUCUAUUACUCGUUCUCUCUUUCUUUCUCUAGCAUAUUCUUAUAUAUACGUGUUUUAUUCUGUACCAGGUUCUAUCUUCCAUCGUGAUUUCAUCCACAACCCAACGCAAACGGUAACCCCUCUCUCUAUCUCUCCCCGCUCUCUCUCUCUCUCUCUCUCUCUCUCUGCAUAUAUACAACGUCUUCCUUUCUUCGUUUCCACUUAUCAUUUCAUAUUUCUAUUUGUCCUCUUUCUAUUAAACUUUCUUUCACAUUAUCCAUUGGCACUCUUUCUUUUCUUUGUUUUAUCGAAAUCUUUUUUACGUUUCUUUCCUGUCUUUCUUUCUUUUUCUCUUUUUCUUUCUUUCUUUCUUUCUUUCUUUCUUUUACACUCUUUCUUUCUUUCUUUCUUUCUUUCUUUCUUUCUUUCUGUCUUUCUUUCUUUCUAUGCCGCUAACACUUUUACACCACAGCCGCCCUUCUUCUUCUUCUUCUUCUUCUUCUUCUUCUUCUUCUUCUUCUUCUUCUUCUUCUUCUUCUUCUUUCUUUCUCUCUAUUUCCCUCCCACUUUCACGCCACUUCUUCUCACUUCUUCUUCUUCACUUCCUAUCCGCCUCUUUUUUUCUUUCAUAUUCAUUCAGCCAUUUUGUUUCUCUGCUUGUCUGAUUCUCAGCAUCUUUAACACUUCUUCGCCUAAAUCUUAUAUCUAUUCUUUUAUUCUAUUGUUUAUUCUUUUAUUCCUUAGCUUUCUUUCUUUUUUCAACUUUUUUAUUUUUUUCAUUAUCUUCUUUAUCUUUCCCUCUUUUUUCCCGUUUGUUAUUAGUUUAUUUUUCAUACAACUCUUUUGUAUUCUUUUUCAUUGUUUUUCUUCUCUCGCUCUCGUUUUUUUCUUUAAAAUUACUUUUCUAUCUAUCUUUCUUUCUUUCUUUCUAUCUUUCUUUCUUUCUUUCUUUCUUUUUACAUUAUCUUUUUCUUUCUAUUUCUUCUUUAUUUUUUCGCUUUUUUCACUGGUUUAUUUUUCACUGAUUUAUUUUUCACAUAAAUUUAUUCGGAAGAAGAUAUUGUUUUCUUUCUUUCUUCUUCAUUAUUUUUUCUUUGUUACAUUUUCGUAUCCUCCUAUUUUUAUUUUAUUUUUCUUUACAAUUACUCACAUUUCUUUCUUUCUUUUUUUCUUUCUUAUUCAUUAA
Acanthosepion pharaonis is the source of this 1857-nucleotide messenger RNA. NCBI's taxonomy places the organism in Eukaryota, Metazoa, Mollusca, Cephalopoda, Sepiida, Sepiidae. The record is from the annotation of a GenBank genome assembly.